Dermacentor andersoni is the source of this 894-nucleotide messenger RNA. The record is from RefSeq and is a predicted model, not a curated record. Lineage: Eukaryota; Metazoa; Arthropoda; Arachnida; Ixodida; Ixodidae.
AUGGUAGAUCAGAGGAGCACAGUUCCACGUGGACAGGCACGGCCUGGAGUACCAGCAGGUCCUGUAGUACCGGCCACCCCUGGAAUGCCCGUAACCCCUGGAGCACCGACACAGCCGAUAACCACCCCGCCUCCGACCACCAGUCGAAUGUUAACAAGCAAACCUUCAAGCCCGCCUACCAUGCCGGCUACAACAUCUACUCCAAAAAUUACGACAACAUCUACUCCAAAAAUUACGACAACAUCUACUCCAAAAAUUACGACAACAUCUACUCCAAGAAUUACGACUACGUCAAUACCAACAACGACAGUGGAUCCCAAUACUAAGAGGCCACUGCCGCUCGACGCACUGAUUUGCACACUAGAAUCCCCAUUCCGGAGAGAUCUUUUGGGAGUCCCGCCGGAUGGGCUUUGCACGAUUGUGGUGGCCUACCCGUUCUACGAACCUUUUGACUUGGAACUCUUCCCAACAAAGUAUUACUCGUUCAGGCAUUUUGACGUCAUCGUGGAGAACGCCGGAAAGCAGAACAAGACGGAGUUUGGAAUCGGCAUCACUUACAAGUUUUGUAAGAGCGUUGCCAACAUGACAGAACUUGCCAACAAUCCCAUGACCAAGACAACAUUGGACUAUUUGUGGACCAAGCGGUUUUACCACUACGGACAAGUUAACCCUCCUCUCGCAAAUUAUGGCGGAACCAUACAAGAUGUAAACGUCAACUGUGCCAAAGGACUACAGAUGCUCUUCGAUUUGAUGAAAGACAAACAUGACAACGUCAAUCGGCCAAGUUACAUUAUAAUCUCCUUCCCUUUGUAUUCUCCGGGAAAUUUUCCUGCGAUUGGCAAGGCACUAAGCCUGGACUGGCUCGGGCUUCGUUCUCUGCCUGGCAGCUCGUAG